AUGACCGAGUACAAGCUGGUGGUGGUGGGCGCGGGGGGCGUGGGGAAGAGCGCCCUCACCAUCCAGCUCAUCCAGAACCACUUCGUGGACGAGUACGACCCCACCAUCGAGGACUCCUACCGGAAGCAGGUGGUCAUUGACGGGGAGACGUGCCUGCUGGACAUCCUGGACACGGCGGGCCAGGAGGAGUACAGCGCCAUGCGGGACCAGUACAUGCGCACCGGGGAGGGCUUCCUCUGUGUGUUCGCCAUCAACAACACCAAGUCCUUCGAGGACAUCCACCAGUACCGCGAGCAGAUCAAGCGGGUGAAGGACUCGGACGACGUGCCCAUGGUGCUGGUGGGGAACAAGUGUGACCUGGCCGCGCGGACCGUGGAGUCUCGGCAGGCGCAGGACCUCGCCCGCAGCUACGGCAUCCCCUACAUCGAGACUUCCGCCAAGACGCGCCAGGGCGUGGAGGACGCCUUUUACACGCUGGUGCGCGAGAUCCGGCAGCACAAGGUGCCCAAGCCCAGCCCGCCGGACGAGGGCGGCCCCGGCUGCAUGAGCUGCAAGUGCCUGCUCUCCUGA
Molecule: messenger RNA, 570 nt
Organism: Pipistrellus nathusii (Nathusius's pipistrelle)
Lineage: Eukaryota; Metazoa; Chordata; Mammalia; Chiroptera; Vespertilionidae
Source: the annotation of a GenBank genome assembly